Messenger RNA from Oncorhynchus mykiss (rainbow trout), 6584 nucleotides. The record is from RefSeq and is a predicted model, not a curated record. NCBI's taxonomy places the organism in Eukaryota, Metazoa, Chordata, Actinopteri, Salmoniformes, Salmonidae.
UAAGCGCCACACACACACACCAUUCCACUCCGUCAUAGCACUGAACGGACUAUCACGGAUUCAAUUAGAUGCGUUCCAAAGAUUGUGAAUAUUAUUAUUUUUUUAUUUUCUCACAUUUGCUCAAUUUUUUUUUUAACACGAAAGGAGGCGCAAUUUCAAUGGAGAGCCUCAGUGAAGUUGACACACGAUGGGACAAGCAAACCGUGUGCGUUAUUCUAUCAGUGGGCGCUUUCAGCUAAACAGGUAGCAAGCCAAGCGGACUAUUUUACCGUAGGCUACCACCGACAACAAAAAAAAUACGACUGAUAUUGGAGCUACCGGUGAUGCAGAAUGACUGCAUGGUUCGAGGAACCCGCCGCUCGCCACUGAUCAGCUGAUUUUGUUUGUGGGAGAGGAGAAUCAGCCGCAGUCGACAUUAUAUGAUCGACUGAAGGGAGCAUCAACGCUUUUCAUGUAAAGUUCAAUGCCAAAAAAAAACGAACUGUGAAACGUUUAGAAAUAUAAUUCAUUAUUGUGUCUCUCCUCGCCGGUGCUGUUUUCUCUUUCCCUCACGGUCAACUGCCGUUAUAUCAGUAGAACCAAAAGGCAUUGCGCUUCACAGACUUGGACUUGAAGAAAUCUAACGGCUGCGAUCAAUACCGAUAUCUUUACCAACCGGAUUUAAAACAGGAUAUUCCAACUCUGAAUAGGAUUUGUAUCGAAUAGGAGAGGAGGCUUCUAUGCACAGCCGCAAUUUUGGGCAUUAGAAGAACGCGCAUUCCAAUUAUCUCGCGCACUAAAGGGGAUUUUCUUUUGGAUAACGGGUUGUCCGUGUGUGGAAACUGCCCCUUCUUCAAAUGCAAGAUUUCACCAAUCCAUCACUCUGACAGUCAACAUUGCAUUGAAAGAAGAAGAAGUGUUUAAAAUCCACAAGGUCUGAAACACUGUAACCACAGGACCGUUGUCACCAUGGAUCUAACAGACUUUUACUUGUUGGCUGCUCUCGUUGCCUGUUUUUGGAUGGACCCUUCUAUAGCCCAGGAAUUGAUCUAUCCUAUUAGAGAGGAACUGCAGGAAAACGUUCUCAUUGGAAACAUACCGAAGGACCUGAACGUCUCGCAUACAAACGCUGCUACCGGAGCUAGCGCUAACCUGGUCUACAGGCUGGUGUCUAAAGCCGGCGACAACCCUCUGCUCAGAGUGCAGAGCAGCACGGGAGAGAUAUUUACGACCUCCAAUCGCAUCGACAGGGAGAGGCUCUGUCCCGGCCCCUCGUUCGAGGAGAACGAAUGCUCCUUCGAGAUCGAGGUGGUGAUUUUACCCAACGACUACUUCAGAUUGAUAAAGAUUAAGAUCGUAGUCAAGGACACCAACGAUAAUGCUCCCAUGUUCCCGUCUCCCGUCAUCAACAUCUCCAUCCCGGAGAACACGCUGAUCAACAGUCGUUUCGCCAUCCCCUCCGCCACCGACCCCGACACCGGCCCCAACAGUGUACACAAGUACCAGCUGGUGAACGGGCAAAGCGCCUUCGGGUUGGACAUCGUAGAGACGCCCGAGGGGGAGAAGUGGCCGCAGCUCAUCGUUCAGCAGAACCUGGACAGGGAACAGAAGGACACGUACGUCAUGAAGAUCAAGGUGGAGGACGGCGGCAUGCCACAGAAAUCCAGCACCGCCAUCCUCCAAGUCACCGUCACAGACGUUAACGAUAACAAGCCGGUGUUCAGGGAGAACCAGAUCGAGGUCCACAUACCGGAGAACUCGCCAAUAGGGACGUCCGUAGUCCAGCUACAGGCUACGGACGCAGACGUCGGGGCGAAUGCCGAAAUCAAAUACAUGUUCGGGACGCAGGUGUCCCCAGCUACCAAGAGACUAUUUGCUUUAAACGGCACCACUGGCCUUAUAACUGUACAGCGACCCCUCGAUAGAGAGGAGACCGCCAUACACAAGUUAUCCGUGUUAGCGAGCGACGGCAGCUCCAGCCCAGCCAGAGCUACCGUAACUAUAAACGUGACGGACGUGAACGACAAUCCGCCAAACAUCGAUCUGAGAUAUAUCAUCAGUCCAAUAAACGGCACCGUGUUCCUCUCGGAGAAAGACCCAAUCAACACCAAGAUAGCUUUGAUCACCGUGUCGGACAAGGACACGGACGUCAACGGCAAGGUCAUCUGUUUCAUCGAGAAGGAUGUCCCCUUUCACCUCAAAGCGGUGUACGACAACCAGUAUCUACUAGAGACGUCGGCGCUGCUCGACUUUGAGGGGACCAAAGAGUACAACUUCAAAAUCAUAGCCUCCGACUCUGGCAAGCCGAGCUUGAACCAGACAGCGUUGGUAAGGGUGAGGCUGGAGGAUGAAAAUGACAACUCGCCGAUCUUCAGCCAUCCUGUCAUCGAGCUGGCCGUCGUGGAGAACAACAAACGCGAUCUCUUCCUCACGACUCUCAGCGCCACCGACGAGGACAGCGGGAAAAACGCGGAGAUCGUCUACCAACUGGGCCCUAACGCCUCGUUCUUUGACCUGGACCGUAAAACCGGUGUCCUCACGGCCUCCCGGGUUUUCGAUCGCGAGGACCAGGAUCGGUUCCUCUUCACGGUAACGGCCCGAGACAACGGGACGCCUCCACUCCAGAGCCAGGCGGCAGUCAUCGUGACAGUGCUCGACGAAAACGACAACAGCCCCAAGUUCACCCACAACCACUUCCAGUUCUUUGUGUCAGAGAACCUGCCCAAGUACAGCACGGUGGGUGUGAUAACUGUCACAGACUCAGACGCCGGGGAAAAUGCCGCCGUCACGCUUUCGAUACUCAGCGACAACGAGAACUUUAUCCUAGACCCGUACUCUGGAGUAAUAAAGUCCAACGUGUCCUUUGACCGGGAGCAGCAGAGCUCCUACACCUUCGACGUCCGGGCGGUGGAUAGCGGGCGGCCCCCAUGUUCCUCGGCCGCCAAGGUGACCAUCAAUGUCAUCGACGUAAACGACAACACCCCCAUCGUCAUCUACCCUCCUUCCAACACCUCCUUCAAACUGGUCCCCCUCUCGUCCAUCCCUGGAUCGGUGGUGGCCGAGGUCUUUGCUGUGGACGGUGACACAGGGAUGAACGCAGAGCUCAAGUACACCAUCGUUAGCGGCAACACCAAAGGUCUGUUCCGGAUCGACCCUGUGACAGGAAACAUUACCCUGGAGGAGAAGCCUGCUAUCUCCGACAUCGGCCUCCAUCGGCUGGUCGUGAACAUUAGCGACCUGGGCUACCCUAAGUCCCUGCACACCCUGGUGCUGGUGUUCCUCUACGUGAACGACACGGUCGGCAACGCCACGUUUAUCUACGACCUCAUUCGCCGCACCAUGGAGACGCCCCUGGACAGGAACAUCGGGGAGAGCAGUGAGACUUACCAGAGCGGAGAUUAUCUCACCAUCAUGAUCGCCAUCGUAGCCGGGGCGAUGGUGGUGAUUGUGGUGAUCUUCGUGACAGUCCUGGUGCGCUGCCGUCACACCUCGCGGUUCAAGGCGGCCCAGAGAAAGAAGCAGGGCGCUGAGUGGAUGUCUCCCAACCAGGAGAACAAGCAGAACAAGAAGAAGAAGCGUAAGAAAAGGAAGUCGCCUAAAAGCUCCCUCCUGAACUUUGUCACCAUCGAGGAGAACAAGCCGGACGACCCGGCUCACGAGCCCAUUAACGGCAACAUCAGCCUGCCUGCCGAGCUGGAGGAGCCUGGCCACUUUGACUGGAACGCUGCUCCAACGACCACCUUCAAGCCCUCCAGUCCAGACCUGGCAAGGCACUACAAGUCCGCCUCUCCGCAGUCCGCGUUCCACCUCAAAGCGGACACGCCGGUCUCCGUGAAGAAACACCACAUGAUUCAGGAGCUCCCUCUGGACAACACCUUCGUAGGGGGCUGUGAUACUCUCUCCAAGAGAUCCUCCACUAGUUCAGACCACUUCAGUGCCUCGGAGUGCAGUUCCCAGGGAGGAUUCAAGACUAAGGGAUCCGUACACCCGUCCAGACAGGGAACGCUAACAGGAACGUUAACCCGCGCCCGAACCGAACUGAACCCUGAGUACUUGGACCUCCGCUCCAGGGCCGAGCUCAACCCAGAAUACUGGACCCCAUGCACACCUCUAUCGCAGCGCCGCGUCACCUUUCACCUACCAGACGGUUCUCAGGAGAGCUGCAGUGACAGUGGGCUGGGGGACCACGAGCCCACGCUCCUCUCAUGCCCUCUCCCUCUGGUGCAGGGCCAGGCGCAGGAAGACUUCUACCAACAGGCCUCCUCGGACAAGAGGACCGAAGCCGACGGAAACUCUGACCCCAACUCUGAUGGCCCCCUGGGACCCAGAGGCCUAGUGGAAGCUACAGAGAUGUGUACCCAGGAGUGUUUGGUGCUUGGCCACUCUGACAACUGCUGGAUGCCCCCUACCCUCGGCUCCUACAGCCAGCCCAAGUCUCCAGUGUCCAACUUCGCCACCCAGAAAGAGUGGGCCAAAGAGAAACUGCUCAACGGCCAUACUACGUUGACCCGGACCUGGAAGACCGAUAGUGGGCGGGACCAGUUUUGUGACAAGAAGCAAUUUGGCAGCGGGGAGGGACACUUCAGCACCAGUGGCCACAUGGCUGACAUCCCAUUGGCUAGUUUGAAAUCCUACCAGCCUACCACUGGCCCAGACUCUUCGAAGGAACACCAGCUAUAAAAGGAGCUCUGAUUGGAGGCAGCCAAUCUAAACAGGGCUGCGAUUGGAUAAUCUGAACAGGACAGAUGACGCAAGUUUCAAGAGUUUUUUUUUUCUAUCUUUUUUUUCUUUCUUGUUCGUACUAUUUGAUUUAAGUCGAUGCUUGUGCUAUGUGAUAGUUACAUGUGCUACGUAGGCCACUAGACUAGUACUGAUGCAGUGUACUCUACAAUUCAACUUUUUUGGCGUUGGAUGGAUAGACGGCGCAAGAGAACGUCUUUUGGGAUUCCCUUUUGAUGGACGAAGCCCCGCCCCCAUAAACAUAAACAUUUCCUCAUCACACUCUGAUGGCUGGGAAAAAAGGGCGGUCGAAUCCACCUGGGAAACAGGAAGAACACGAUCCAGGCCACCUGGGAAAAAAAAACGGAAGAAUACCUUAAACAGGAAUUCAUAUACUCAACAGAAAAAUAUAAAAAAUGAUCAACAAUAUUAUGUCUGACCAAUAUAUUCCAAUAUUGUGACGUGGUUGUUAUUGAGUUUGUUUGAGACUAUAUUAAUCUACACAAUCAAAGAAAAACGGAGUUACAGGCUACGCCGAAAAUAGUACCCUAUUACCUAUUUAGUGCACUACUUUUAACCAAGGUCCUAAGGCUUGGGCAAAAGUAGUGCACUACAUAGGGGAAUAGGGUGCGAUUUGGGACGUAAUUAGCCCCCCCCACACACACACACACAAACACAAUUCCAGUAUAGGAAGGCGUGCGUCGUUCUGAUUGAUAACACUGUUAGUGAACACUUGUCUAGUCUGUCAAUAGUCUGUGUGUUUUGUAAAUAGGACGUGUGAUACUAACCCAGUUGAUGUAAUACUGCCAUGGAUCUAGAACUCCCCUUAUGACAUCACAUGGAUCUAGAACUCCCCUUAUGACAUCACAUGGAUCUAGAACUCCCCUUAUGACAUCACAUGGAUCUAGAACUCCCCUUAUGACAUCGCAUGGAUCUAGAACUCCCCUUAUGACAUCACAUGGAUCUAGAACUCCCCUUAUGACAUCACAUGGAUCUAGAACUCCCCUUCUGACAUCACAUGGAUCUAGAACUCCCCUUAUGACAUCACAUGGAUCUAGAACUCCCCUUAUGACAUCACAUGGAUCUAGAACAGCGAUCCGUGGCGUUCCCCUUAUGACAUCACAUGGAUCUAGAACGACGAUUGUGGCGGUCCCCUUAUGACAUCACAUGGAUCUAAAACGCCGAUCCAUGGCAGUCCCCUUAUGACAUCACAAUAUGGUUUCCAAUGGCAUCUUAUCACCUAUACAGUGCUGCUUCUGACCAGGAAGUAUACUAAUAGGGAGCAGUGUGCCAUUUAGGAUGUGCCCUAUACAUUUUGGCUUUCAAUCUUUUUGUUAAAAGAAAGGCGUGGGGGGGGGGCAUAUUGGAAAUCUAAAAUAAUAAUUCACAUACUCAUAUAAGGCCUGUUGUGUUGGGGGUAUUACGGAAAACACAUAUUCAACCGUUACAAAAUGAUGCACAAUGUUGACCCAAAGUCUGAUUUCCUUUCAUUCAACUACUAUGGCAAACGUAUUUUUUCAAAAUAAAUUUUGUAUCAUGGACGUAUAACGCUUGAUUUUUACAUGAUGGGAAACAAAAAGAUUGCAAACUUUUCCGCAGAAAAAAAAAUUAAAAUUAUAAUUAUAAAAAAAACAACUAAUGUUACUAUUCAACAGCAAUAUAUUUGUAAAUGAGCUAUAUGUGUUUGAUCUAACUUUGACUCAUUAUUUGUACAACAUUUGAUUAAAAUUGUGAUUAGUUGAGUACAAUUGAAUAGUAGUACUACAACCUAAAUUCAUUUUUGUUGUCCAUAUACGACCACUUUGUGUCCUGUGCCUUCAUAACGUUAUACCAAGCAUUGUAUUUAAUUAUUAUUUAAAUGAUUAGAAAAUAUGCAUUGAUGUCUG